UUGUACGAUCGUAUUAUACGAUCCAGAGGACAAAUCAGAUACCACGAUUCAUAUAUGAUUUUCAUACGAUUUGGUACGAUUUUGUCUGAUUCAGAUACGAUCUUAGUACGAUUCUUCGACCUGGGUAAUGAUAUUAAUUCUUCUCUAUAAAUUCUUUUUAUCGGUUGUGAUGAUUCUUCAAUACGCCGUUUUAAAUUCAUUUUAAAUUCUUCCACUUUACAUUUAUUUUCAUCAUCACUGUGAUUGUGCGGUUUCUUCAUAAUUGGUGGACCCAUAUUGUAUAGCACGCCCAGGACACGAACGGUCUUCACAUUUUCAAUUAAACAGUAGUAUUCACAAUUUUGUCUUGGGUAUAACAAAAAAAAUGUCAAGUAAUAAAAUUUGUUUUUUACGCUUACUUUCAACAAUAGAUAACAUGAAAUACAGUGCGAGAUACAUCAGAGAAAUCAUUGUUUUAAAGUUGAAUACAAGUAGAAUAGAGUGAUUAAUUUCCGUUUCAUUUAGAAUAUUUCGGGAUUCUUUUUAAUUAAUCUGUUUAACAAAAUCUUAUUAAUUAGAAUAAUUUAUAUUCUACUUCUAGUUUUAUUUUUUGACAAAACAGAAACACUAGAAAAAAAAUUUUUUGACGAAACGAGAACUAACCGACUUAAAUUAGCUACUAUCUUCACUUUUCGUUCUAUCAGUUUCUCCUACAUCGUGUAUAAUUUUUUAAAUGUAUUAGACAAUUAAAAUCACAGAAGUAACAAGUCCAACAGCUGUACUGAUAAACACAUUUGGUGGUGAAUAUAAAGCAGUUAGCAAUAUGGCAAAACGCUAUAAACAAUGGGAAGAAACCUACAAUGCAACUUUUCAUUAUGUAUCAGCUAGUCCUGAUCAGUUGUACCCAUUUUUACGUGAAUUUUUUGACCGUGAACAAUUUCCAUCUGGUUCAGCUCAUUUGCGACAUUUCACAUGGUUCGAUACAAAUUUUAUCAAAUUCUUUAUGUCUCAAUCUUACAUACGUCAAAAAACGGAAGUGUUAAAGAUGUUUAUGGAUCAAACACGUUCAAGAUAUUUUGUAUUAUUGGGUGAUAUAUUUCAAAAAGAUCCAGAAAUUUAUGCACAAACUUACCAACAAUAUCCUGAACGAAUUGUUAAAAUAUUUAUUCGGAAAUAUUCAAAUGAUGACAAAGGACAAAAACGUUUAGAACAAGUAUUUGCACAAAUUCCACGAGAAAAAUGGCAAACAUUUGAAAAUGGAAAUGAUUUACCAGAAAGAUUUAAAAUUGAAAAAUAA
This is a messenger RNA of Didymodactylos carnosus, 1276 nucleotides long. NCBI's taxonomy places the organism in Eukaryota, Metazoa, Rotifera, Eurotatoria, Philodinida, Philodinidae. The record is from the annotation of a GenBank genome assembly.